Myripristis murdjan (pinecone soldierfish) is the source of this 3285-nucleotide messenger RNA. RefSeq names its product microtubule associated tumor suppressor candidate 2b (gene mtus2b). The record is from RefSeq and is a predicted model, not a curated record. Lineage: Eukaryota; Metazoa; Chordata; Actinopteri; Holocentriformes; Holocentridae. Gene Ontology annotation, molecular function: microtubule binding. Gene Ontology annotation, cellular component: cytoplasm; nucleus. The coding region runs from base 1 to 3285 and encodes 1094 amino acids. The transcript has 16 exons.
AUGAGCGAGCGAGGAGAGCCCUUCGGCCAAGGGGAGCUGAGGAAUAAUAACCCGCAGGAUGAUGUGCUGCCUGAUGGCGAUGCCAACGCCAACGAGAUCCGGACGCAGGACGGAGGAGGGACAGGUGAUACCAGAACUCCGGUGUCGCUGUCCAGACUGACGGCUGAAAUGUCAGAGCAGGACAAGGUCAUCAUCUGGGGCACAGACUCCCAGUGCGACGACCCGGAGCUGGCCGAGUUCGAGAUGCUGGAGUGUCAGGAGCUGGACGCGUACCUGGUGGAGGAGGGAGAGGACUUUGUCGGGCUUGGAGAUCGCAAAGAGCUUUUCAGUCAACCCUCAUCCUGCAGCAGAGCCACAGUGGAACCACUGGUGGCUGCGAGUAAGAGCAAAGAACAGAGGAAGCCUGUGCAACGUGGUGCCAGUGAGCAGGAAGUCAAUGCCUCUCAUGUAUCUGAGAGCAGAGGAGUGGCGGCUGGAACCGAGUUCAGCUCUGAAACCGACGUGUUUGUGUCCUGUCUGUCCACCAUGUCAAGUCUCGGGGGAAGCUUGGCCAGCGCUCUGGACACUGCAGGCAGGACACAGACCACAGACUCCUGGCACGUCCCCUCAGGUCCUUACAGGACCAUCUCAGAAGACCUCACUCUGGCCUCUCAGUCCUGCAACACCAUCUCCGACAGAGGCAAGGCCUCUCACCAAGCUGAGCGCCAUUCCAUCUCCUCUGGAAUAAGCACAAUACACAGGAAAGAUGUGGAUGUGAAUUUGAAUUCAGCCGUUCUUUCCGAGGCUAUUGAAGCACAAAAACAGGGUUCCCUUGAGAACGCCCUCAGUUCCAGUUCCUCGAGCCUGGAGAGGAGGAAGCCCUGGGGAAGUCCUAGUCGACCAGCAACUCCCACAUCCCCCAAAACCACCUGUUCCCCCAAAAGAAGACCCCCUGGCUCUCCAGCGAAGGUCCAGGGCAUCAGAGCGCUGAGCUUGGAGCGCAGUGACUCCCCUCAGAGAGGCAGCACCCCUGCCAAACAGCCAGGUAGAGUGUGUGUGAGCAGUGGCAUCCCCAAGCCUGUCAGCCCUCAACAGAAGGAGCCUGAUACCCGGAGGUCGUCUCCUCCGCAGAAGCCAAAAAAUGUCCGCCCAAAAAUCAUUACCUAUGUUCGGAAGAAUCCUCAGGCCAAGCCGCAAAUGACGGAUGCCCCACAUGAGGCCUCCACACUCCCACUAAGAGUAUCCUCUUACCCGAGCCCUCCGACUCAUAAAGUCGGGCCUCAACACAAAGGCACGUCGGUACUAUGCUCCUCCAACCUGCUGUUUGACAAAUAUCGUCAAGAGAUGCACAAGACAAGCUACUAUCCUCCAGGCAUGAAGGCGCCAAGCAGCUCCGUCCCCCAGAAGCUGAGUGGGAAGUCAGAAAGCUUUCAUGGAGAGCUGCCUGACAAAUACCUACAGGAGCAAGCUCCCCAAGAAGCAGGAGGUGUCUACCGCUCCCCCAGAGCCCUGAGGCCUCAGCUGGGCUUAGGGGCGGUCACCAGGCAGCCUGCAGCCAAGACUAGAGCUCAGCAAACAGGUCAAAGGUCGGCCGCGACCCUGAACCAGUCCGCACAGGCAACCGGAGCGCCCACCCACAGCAGCCAGGACCCAGCAGGUGAUAUCAAAGAAGGGCUCUUAUGCCCGGAGACGGCCCCGAAGAGCCUCCUGCUCAAGCCGGGCCAGUCUGGGCUGCGUCCUCCAGGCUUCUCCGCCCUGCCACCUGCCCGUCUGGCCGCCUUCGGCUUCGUCCGGAGCGGCAGCGUCUCGUCUGUGUCCAGCAACCAAUCUAAUGACAGCACCCACAGCGAUCCCUGCCGACCUUCCCAGCACCCCGGCAGCGGCAGCGAGGACACGCCUCUCCACAAGGCCACAGCGCCACCCAGUGAAGCCCCCCGUGUCCCCAGCCGCGGCAGCCCCCAGCCUCCCAACGCUCCCAGCCUCCAGCGCCGCUCUCUGCCCCCGCCACGGUGCUCCCCGCUUGCCUCGAGGAAGGAGACUCCAAAGGACACAGAGGCAGUGCAGCCACCAGCGUCCUCCCCCAAAAGGUUUGCAGUGGUUUCGCCCAAGCCCCAGUCUCCUGUUCGUGGGCGGGCUGCCGUCGGCCGCGGUGCCAUCCGGCCUGAGAAGUCCCAGGAGUCGGACCGGGCUUUGGUCCAGAAGCUGAGGGAGCGCUGCGAGGAGCAGGCCUGGCAGCUGCAGAGCCUCCAGGCCCAGCUGAAGAAGGCCUCCCUGGGCCUGGAGGUGUUCGCCAUCACCACCCAGCACUUCUGUCAGAAGAGCGAGAGUGCCAUUGUGAAGGAGAGGGAACUGUCCCUGGAGCUCGCCAGAAUCAGGGAUGAAGUGGCUUUCAGUGUUGCACGCUGGGAGCAUCUGCAGCAGGACAAGGAGGAACUGGAACGGCGUUUCGAGGCUGAGCUGCAGGGACUGCGGGCGCAGCAGCAGAGCGAGCUGGGAGCCCUGGAGGAGCAGCUGAGGGCUCAGCACACAGCCGAGCGCGAGCGCCUGCAGGCCCAACAGCGCGCAGAACUGAAGGAGUUACGUAUCAAGCAGCAGGAGCAGAUUGAGGAUAUGAGUGAGAACCAUGAGGCAUCCCUAAUGGAGAUGGAGACGGCUCACAAUGACACACUGGCCACGCUGCAAGAGGAGCACGCCAGGACUGUGAAGAACUUGAAGAUGGCCCACGAACAGCAGAGGAAGUCUCUAGAGGAGGAGUUUGAGAAGCUCAGACUGUCACUGCAGGAUCAGGUGGACACGCUGACAUUCCAGAAUCGAAGCCUGCGGGACCGAGCCAAGCGCUUCGAGGAGGCUCUGCGCAAGAGCACCGACGAACAGAUCGUGGACGCUCUGGCGCCGUAUCAGCAUAUCGAGGAAGACCUGAAGAGCCUGAAAGAAGUUCUGGAGAUGAAGAAUCAACAAAUCCAUCAGCAGGAGUUGAAGAUCUCAGAACUGGAGAAAAUGGCUGAAAAGAACGUGUACCUGGAGGAGAGGGUCCAAGUGCUUCAGCAGCAGAACGAGGACCUGAAGGCCAGAAUAGACAAGAACCUCGCCGUGUCCAGGCAACUGUCUGAGGAGAACGCCAACUUGCAAGUGCACGUGGAAAAGGAGAGCAAUGAGAAGAAGCGGCUGAGUCGCACCAACGAGGAACUGCUGUGGCGACUCCAGACCGGCGAGCUGAGCCCUCGCAUGUCCCCCACCUCCUCCCCCAUCCACCGCUCCUCGUCGGGAACAAGCUCCCCUGCACGCCCGCACUCCUACCAUCAAUGA